AAACCCACAACAGUAAAAUCAGUCUGUAUAUGCAGUAAAGCAUGUUGUUAUACUCACUGUGGAACCUCAGGGGUUAAUCCUCUGCAAUGUAUAAAAAGGUUGUUUGAUCCUGACUUCUCUGCCCAUACUCUUGGUCAAAUAUCCACACUGAUAAGACAGACUGAACCCGUAGCUCUUCUGCACAUGCUCAGUUUAUGUGUAUUGCUAGAGGUUUUUUUUUUUCUUGAGAGAGUGCAUGUGAUCAGCAAAGGGCCAAUCAGCACUGUCCAGACAGAGGGUUAAGGGUCCUGCAUCCUCCUGGAACAGAAAGAAAACUCCUCCUACAAGCUUUACCUAGUGCUCAUCUGAAGUCACAAGACUGCUCUAACUGCUGAUGAGCAAAGGUAUUUAGCAGUUUAUAGUUACUAAAAUAAUUGCACUUCCAUGUUCUGUGGGAGACCAGAUAUAGUGAAU
This is a messenger RNA of Staurois parvus, 453 nucleotides long. NCBI's taxonomy places the organism in Eukaryota, Metazoa, Chordata, Amphibia, Anura, Ranidae. The record is from the annotation of a GenBank genome assembly.